Molecule: messenger RNA, 597 nt
Organism: Merops nubicus (carmine bee-eater)
Lineage: Eukaryota; Metazoa; Chordata; Aves; Coraciiformes; Meropidae
Product: nucleolar protein 58-like
Exons: 1
Source: RefSeq, a predicted model, not a curated record
GAGGAUGUCACCAACCCUGAGCCUCACGAAGACAAGAGAAGCCUCUGGGUGUCUGAGCCUGCAGAUGGUCCCAAUACAGUGAAGAGCAACCUCACUGUACAGGAAUAUUUUGCCAAAAGGAUGGCCAAACUGAAAGGAUCUCAGAAGGAAACAGAAAUAAAGGGAGGCAGCUCCUGCCCCUCAGCUGAGGAAACUUUGGAGCCUUCAGAAGAACUGAAAACCAAAGUCAAAAAGAAAAAGAAGAAGCAGAAGAGAGAUGAGGCAGAGAGCACAGAGCACGGUGAGAAGGCAAAGGUGGAACAGCCUGAGACAGGUAGCGUGGCUGGAGAGGAACUGGAUGCUCCAUUAAAUCCCCAUGUCUCAGGGAAAAAGAAAAGGAAGCAUAAAGAGGAAGGGGAAAGCAUUACUGGUGAUGAAAAUAUGGGCAGUGGAGAAAUUUAUACAGGGCUGUGUGAUGGGGGAGAUCCUGGCAUGAAGGACUGUGAGAGAAAGCAAAAGAAAUGCCAUAGGAAGAAGCACAAAAGGCAAAAAGAGCAGGCAGAGGAGGGUAUAGAAGGAGGGCAGAGGAAGAAAAAGAAGCACCACAAGCACAUUUAA